AUGUUGCAGUGCAUUGCCAGCCCAGCCUCUGGUCUAGAUGUGUUUGACACAAUAGCUAAAGGGGGGAAACAGAGGGCAACGAACGUGACCUUUCAGGCUCAUCAUGUCAGCAGGAACAAGCGUGGGCAGGUUGUAGGAACCAGAAGUGGCUUUCGUGGUUGUACUGUCUGGCUUACAGGCCUGUCCGGAGCUGGCAAGACCACUGUGAGCAUGGCCUUGGAGGAGUACUUAGUUUGCCAUGGCAUACCCUGCUACACUCUGGACGGUGACAACAUUCGCCAGGGUCUGAACAAAAACCUCGGCUUUAGCCCGGGCGAUCGAGAGGAGAACAUUCGGCGCAUUGCUGAAGUAGCUAAGCUCUUUGCAGAUGCUGGACUUGUGUGCCUUGCCAGUUUUAUUUCUCCUUAUACUAAGGAUCGAAAGAAUGGCAGAAAUAUCCAUGAAGAUGCUGGCCUACCCUUCUUUGAAAUAUUUGUUGAUGCCCCAUUGCACGUUUGUGAGAAAAGGGAUGCAAAGGGACUGUACAAGAAGGCCAGAGCUGGAGAGAUCAAAGGGUUCACGGGUAUUGACUCAGAGUAUGAGAAGCCAGAAGCUCCCGAGCUGGUGCUGAAGACAGAUGUGUGUUCUGUAAAUGAAUGUGUCCAGCAAGUGGUUGAACUGCUUCAGGAAAGGGAUAUCGUUCCAGUUGAUGCCUACGCUGAAAUAAAGGAACUGUUUGUCCCAGAGAACAAGCUUGAUCUUGUCAAAGCCGACGCAGAGACCUUGCCAGCACUGGAAAUUAAUAAGGUGGACUUGCAGUGGGUACAGGUACUGGCAGAAGGUUGGGCCACUCCACUCAACGGUUUCAUGAGGGAACGGGAGUACUUGCAGUGCCUUCAUUUUGGCUGCUUACUGGAUGGGGGCCUCAUUAACCUGUCAGUGCCCAUCGUGCUGACAGCUACGCCUGAGGACAAAGAGCGACUGGAUGGCUGCAGUGCAUUUGCGCUGGUCUACCAUGGGAAACGCGUGGCUAUCCUGCGCAAUCCGGAAUUUUUUGAGCACAGGAAAGAGGAACGGUGUGCACGUCAGUGGGGGACAACUUGCAAAGAACACCCUUACAUUAAGAUGGUAAUGCAGAGCGGUGACUGGCUGGUUGGCGGUGACCUGCAAGUUCUUGAUCGCAUCUACUGGAACGAUGGUCUGGAUCAAUAUCGCCUGACUCCACGUGAGCUGAAACAGAAAUUUAAAGCCAUGAAUGCUGAUGCCGUGUUCGCAUUCCAACUACGUAACCCAGUACACAAUGGUCAUGCUCUGCUGAUGCGUGACACAUUUAAGCAGCUGAUUGAACGGGGUUACAGACAGCCAGUGCUUCUACUUCACCCGCUGGGCGGAUGGACCAAAGAUGAUGAUGUACCGUUAACAUGGCGAAUGAAGCAACAUGCUGCGGUCCUGGAGGAGAAGAUACUUGAUCCAGAGUCUACUGUUGUGGCUAUUUUCCCAUCUCCUAUGAUGUACGCUGGGCCAACUGAGGUCCAAUGGCACUGUAGAUCCCGCAUGAUUGCAGGGGCUAACUUCUACAUUGUGGGUCGUGACCCUGCGGGAAUGCCUCAUCCUGAGACCAAGAAGGAUCUGUAUGAACCAACACACGGAGCUAAAGUGCUGACCAUGGCCCCAGGCCUUCUGUCACUAGAAAUUGUUCCAUUCCGCGUUGCUGCUUAUAAUAAGACGAAGAAGGCGAUGGACUAUUAUGACCCCGAACACCAUGAAAAUUUUGACUUCAUCUCGGGAACCCGAAUGCGUAAACUGGCUCAGGAAGGUGAAAACCCACCAACAGGCUUCAUGGCUGAAACGGCUUGGGCUGUCCUGAUUGAAUACUACAAGUCCUUGGAGAAGGCCUAAAUGGGCCAGCGAAACAGCACACAACAGUUCUUUAAUUAAUAGCAGGGGACCACACAGCAAGGGUUCCAGCAACAUUAGUAGUGUUUGUCAGGAACCUGCUCUCUUUCUUAAGCUGCAAACUUUUCUGCACGAAUCUUUAUGAGCUUCAGUAUGUAUUGGGAUGUGUGGAGGUGCUGUUUUUUUUAAUGGUUUCUGUUUUUCUUUGACACGGUUUUAAUUUUGUAUUCCCUUGUUUUAAUCGUUGGUUUCCCCAACCCCAGAUGAGCAGAGAACAGCUUAACAUUUCAGUGGGUAUUUGACGUAGUAAAUUUCCAAUCUCAACAAUUUAAUAAUUAGGGGGCUUGCCGUCUAACAUUACUUAUUUUUUUUAAUAUUUAAUUACUGGGGGUUGUUUAGUUGUCUAUUAACUUUAAAUUUUGUUUAGCUGUUGACAUUGGGUCUAACAGAUUUCAGAUUCCGUUAAUAUUUGGUGUUUUAUUUUACCUUUAGUUCUUUUAUAUUUGAUAUUAUUUCUGGGAUGGUGGGAGGGAGAGAGGGAAUAAAGAGGAGGCCCACUUUAUGCAGUCCAUGUGCAAGUGAUUACAGCAAGCUUUAAAGGGAGCAAUGGAAACGUGACUUUGUACAGAUUUUGUGCUGUUCAUGAACACCUGGGAAUCCAGCUGUUGGAUAGUUGUGUUGUUCUGCUGCUAUAGAACUAUCCUGUCAUCAUCACUUUAAAUCAAACCAAAACAACACGCUUAUUCUAUAGCGGUUAUCAUGUCCCACAGGUGGUGUCACUUUGCUUUCUGACUUGGCUGUGUGUGUGUGAUAGUAUUGAAAUUCACAAACAGUUUAACCUUUUAAUUGCUGAGCCCUCCAGUAAACCCAGUGAAUAUUGAUUAAAUGGAAUUUGGAGGCAUGUGCCGUUUUUAAUGUAAAACAACUGCCCUGUGAAUGCUAAUCCUAACUAUGAAAUGUUGGAUUAUGUGUGUAGUGAAAUCGGCUGGUGUAUUUGUAGCAUGACUGGUAAUAUUCGUAACUUUCAGUCUUAACAAGGUUAUAACAGUUUUUGUAUGCAGCAUAUUGCAGGUCUAAACAUAAAACACAUUCAACAUCUGUGCUUGUGGAAGGAAGGUACUAUUGCAUUAUAUUCCAAGCCAUUUUGUUGUUUUUUCACAUAUUGAUACUUAUCCUCAGUGCUAGGAUCUGCCUUUAUGUUUCUAAAUGAAUCAAUAAAGUCUCAUUAAUGGUC
Messenger RNA from Callorhinchus milii (elephant shark), 3109 nucleotides. It is a transcript of the gene papss1, whose product is annotated as 3'-phosphoadenosine 5'-phosphosulfate synthase 1. Lineage: Eukaryota; Metazoa; Chordata; Chondrichthyes; Chimaeriformes; Callorhinchidae. Gene Ontology annotation, molecular function: sulfate adenylyltransferase (ATP) activity; adenylylsulfate kinase activity; ATP binding. The transcript has 12 exons. The record is from RefSeq and is a predicted model, not a curated record. Gene Ontology annotation, biological process: sulfate assimilation; 3'-phosphoadenosine 5'-phosphosulfate biosynthetic process. The coding region runs from base 1 to 1878 and encodes 625 amino acids.